Messenger RNA from Penicillium verrucosum, 3615 nucleotides. RefSeq names its product Acyl transferase/acyl hydrolase/lysophospholipase. Lineage: Eukaryota; Fungi; Ascomycota; Eurotiomycetes; Eurotiales; Aspergillaceae. Gene Ontology annotation, molecular function: ADP binding; protein binding. The record is from RefSeq and is a predicted model, not a curated record. Gene Ontology annotation, biological process: lipid metabolic process. The coding region runs from base 1 to 3615 and encodes 1204 amino acids. The transcript has 7 exons.
AUGCAAUCUCAAGCAACAGAGACUGGUAGUGAGCCACACCCGAUCGACACUAAAGGCCUAUGUCUCUUGUCACUGGAUGGGGGUGGUGUGCGGGGCUUAUCGACUCUCUUUAUCCUGAAGAAUAUCAUGGCCGGAGUGAAUCGUCAACGCCAACAAUCGAACUUGCCCGCGGUGAAGCCGUGUGAGAUCUUUGAUUUGAUCGGUGGGACAAGCACAGGCGGCCUUAUCGCCAUUAUGCUUGGCCGUCUGGAAAUGGACGUGGAUGAAUGCAUUACCGCAUACGUAGACCUUAUGCGUACCAUCUUCGAACAUACACUGAAUUCACUACGUUUCAGUUUUACCGGAAAGAUCAAGCCAAAAUUCGACUCAGGGAAGCUGAGGGAUGCAAUCACAAAAGUCGUCGAGCAUCAUGAUGGCAGUGAGACGGGAUUACUUCAUGAUGGGAAAGAAGGUGGAUGUAAAGUGUUUGUCUGUGCUACCGCUAAAGAAACGACCGGGGUUACGCGAUUACGAAGUUAUUCAUCAGAAGGACUUGAUAUCCAUGCGACAAUUUGCGAAGCUGCUCUAGCGACCUCGGCCGCGACAGGAUUCUUCAAGUCUGUGUCAAUCGGGAAACGUCUGUUUGUGGAUGGAGCAUUAGGUGCAAAUAACCCAGUCGAGGAAGUGGAGGGUGAGGCAGCCGAUAUUUGGUGCCCUGACACUAGACAGUUGAAACCUCUUGUCAAGUGCUUCAUUUCCAUCGGAACCGGAAACCCCGGCAAGAAAGAGAUUAAAGACGACAAAGUUUUGAAGUUCUUUAUUCAAACUCUCGUGGGUAUCUCUACCGAAACAGAACAAACUGAACGGAAAUUUAUUGCUCGUUGGGCUAAACAAGUUGAGGAAAGCCGUUUCUUUCGCUUUAACGUGGAGCAAGGGCUCCAGGGGAUUGACCUAGCCGAGUAUUCGGCACAGGGCUUGAUUGAGGCAGCCACUGAUGAGUAUAUUCGGCACCAGAACCAGAGGGUUCGGGUGCGAGAUUGCGUACAGAAUUUGAAGCAGAAAGAAUGUGUGGACCAGGCUAAUAAGUUAGUAGUCUUCGGCACUGCCUUCAAUAAUGUUCCCUUCCCAAGGAAUGCAGGUUUUGUUGGCCGUGGUGGUCAGCUUGCUGAGCUCGAGGAACUGCUGUUCUCCUCAAACCAACAACGCAAGGUCGCUAUCACCGGACUUGGUGGUAUUGGCAAAACACAGGUUGCAAUAGAAAUUGCAUACCGAGCGCAAGCGAGGGAACGAGAAUGCUCUAUUUUUUGGAUUCCAGCAACAAGCUCAGAAGCCCUGGAACGGACAUACCUUCAAAUUGCCCAAAAACUACGAUUGCCAGGACUGGAAGACAACCGAGCAGAUGCUAAGACGCUUCUUCGGGAUUACCUAAAUGACAGAAAGGCUGGACAGUGGCUGCUGAUAUAUGACAAUGCCGAUGACAUUGACAUGUGGUUUGACAAAAGCACAAGCAAUACUGAUCCGCGGGGAUUACACAGCUAUGUCCCAUGGAACAGUAUGGGCAGCGUGCUUUUCACCACGCGCUUCAUGAAGGUCGCCUCGAAAAUUGCAAUGGGAAAUGUGAUCGAAAUCCCGAAUAUGGACAAGGUGAUAGCAAGGGAACUUCUAAGCAAGCGCUUGAGUGACCCACGACUGUUGCGAGAUGUCAAUGCAACGGACUUGCUUCUCAGGCAGCUGACUUUUCUCCCUCUGGCUAUUGUGCAGGCUGCUUCUUAUAUCAACGAGAACUCCUUAGCUGCAUUGUCGGACUAUCUAUCGCUGUUGUCGGAACAAGAGAGCGAUGUGAUUGAUCUGUUAAGCGAGGAUUUUCAUGAUGAUUGGCGAACUUGGGAGACAAAGAAUCCUGUGGCCACAACAUGGCUUAUAUCCUUCGAGCGAAUACAGAGUGCCUCAUCAUUAGCGGCUGAAAUUUUGUCGUUCAUGGCCUGUAUAGAGCCGAUGGGAAUCCCAAAGUCGCUUUUGCCGCAAGCAGAAUCCAAAAAGGAAUGGAUGGAAGCCGUCGGGGUCUUAAAGGCGUACUCAUUCGUGAGCGACAGGGCUGGAAAUGAGAUUUUCGACCUCCACCGGCUUGUCCAUCUUGCGAUGCGCAACUGGCUAAAGAGAGAUGGCAAAUUAUCAGAUUGGGCCAUCAAAACCGUCACAAGGAUAGAGAGUGUCUUUCCUGACGACGAUUAUAGGAACCGUGGUGUAUGGAGCGCAUAUAUGCCUCAUGCCCUAAUUCUGCUCAAAAGUGCCGAUCCCAAUGGCUCAAAUAAAAGCCACAAACUACUUGAGAAAGUUUCAGAGUGUCUUAUGGCCGACGGUCGGGCUAGGGAGGCAUUGGGGGAAAGGCAGCUCGAACAAGAGCACCCUGCCCGUCUAGCGUCCCGGCAUGAGCUCGCGCGGGCAUACCAAGCUAACGGCCAGAUCGGCGAGGCCGUACAGCUCCUCGAGGAGGUAGUUGCGGUACAAGAGGGUAUUCUAGCGAAAGAGCACCCUGCCCGUCUAGCGUCCCGGCAUGAGCUCGCGGGGGCAUACCAAGCUAACGGCCGGAUCGGCGAGGCCGUGCAGCUCCUCGAGGAGGUAGUUACGGUACAAGAGGGUAUUCUAGCGAAAGAGCACCCUGCCCGUCUAGCGUCCCGGCAUGUGCUCGCGGGGGUAUACCAAGCUAACGGCCAGAUCGGCGAGGCCGUACAGCUCCUCGAGGAGGUAGUUGCGGUACAAGAGGGUAUCCUAGCGAAAGAGCACCCUGCCCGUCUAGCGUCCCGGCAUGCGCUCGCGGGGGCAUACCAAGCUAACGGCCAGAUCGGCGAGGCCGUGCAGCUCCUCGAGGAGGUAGUUACGCGUCCCGGCAUGUGCUCGCGGGGGGCAUACCAAGCUAACGGCCAGAUCGGCGAGGCCGUUCAGCUCCUUGAGGAGCGUCCCGGCAUGCGCUCGCGGGGGGCAUACCAAGCUAACGGCCAGAUCGGCGAGGCCGUACAGCUACUCGAGGAGGUAGUUACGGUACAAGAGGGUAUCCUAGCGAAAGAGCACCCUAGCCGACUAGCGUCCCGGCAUGAGCUCGCGGGGGUAUACCAAGCUAACGGCCAGAUCGGCGAGGCCGUUCAGCUCCUCGAGGAGGUAGUUGCGGUGCGAGAGGGUAUCCUAGCGAAAGAGCACCCUGACCGUCUAGCGUCCCGGCAUGCGCUCGCGCGGGCAUACCAAGCUAACGGCCAGAUCGGCGAGGCCGUGCAGCUACUCGAGGAGGUGGUUGCGGUAGAAGAGGGUAUCCUAGCGAAAGAGCACCCUAACCGUCUAGCGUCCCGGCAUGAGCUCGCGCGGGCAUACCAAGCUAACGGCCAGAUCGGCGAGGCCGUACAGCUGCUCGAGGAGGUGGUUGCGGUACGAGAGGGUAUCCUAGCGAAAGAGCACCCUACCCGUCUAGCGUCCCGGUAUACGCUCGCGCGGGCAUACCAAGCUAACGGCCAGAUCGGCGAGGCCGUACAGCUGCUCGAGGAGGUAGUUGCGGUAGAAGAGGGUAUCCUAGCGAAAGAGCACCCUACCCGUCUAGCGUCCCGGUAUGCGCUCGCGGGGGCAUACCAAGGGGGCAUACCAAGCUAA